CUCUAAGUAACUAUGACCGCCUACCAUGUUUGGCCGACCAAUAUAGGAAAUCUUUAGGCACGCUCCAUUUGAUAUUUUUUUUAUUUUAUAUAAUUAAAUCGAACGCAGGACCCUUGUUUAUUUUCCGCUUGUUCUUGUUUUUUCGCUUUCCUUUCUUAUCGUGGGCUAGCUUGAAAUUUCUCCAGGAACGAAAUUGGAAAAAUUAUUCAGGUGAGGUUCAUUUGUUGUGGAUCGAGGUACGGCGCUGAUGGAUUUACCUGGUUCUUUCUCACUUUAUGAAAAAAAGUGAAUCUUUUUAUAUUGGUUAGUUGCGCAUGAUCUGUUCACGAUCGAGGGAUUUGGGGUUAGAUUUCUGUUGAUUGGCUGUAGUUAUAACCCACUCAAGUUCCCAAGAUGUUGGAGCAACUACUCAUCUUCACAAGAGGAGGCCUAAUCCUCUGGACGUGCAAGGAGCUCGGCAAUGCACUCAGGGGCUCACCCAUCGACACCCUCAUUCGCUCUUGCCUUCUCGAGGAGCGUUCUGGCGCAGCCUCAUACAACUAUGAUGCUCCUGGUGCUUCGUACACCCUCAAGUGGACCUUCCACAAUGAGCUAGGCCUCGUGUUUGUUGCCGUGUACCAGCGGAUCCUCCACCUCCUCUACGUGGAUGACCUUCUUGCUAUGGUGAAAAAAGAAUUUUCCGAGAUUUACGACCCCAAACGAACCUCGUACCCCGAUUUUGACGAUAUUUUCCAGCAGCUGAAGAAGGAAGCCGAGGCCCGUGCAGAGGAUAUGAAGAAGUCUAAACAAGUGGUCAAGCCCUCGAACAACAAUAAUCUUGGAAAAAAACAGGCACGGGUGGCAAACGGCAUGUUCGAUGGAGGCAAUCAAAAAAAGAGCGGGAAUGAGUCCGGUAAAGAUGGUGAUGAUGCUCCGUUAGAAAAUGGUAGCCUUAGGAAGAAUAUUAGUAACAAAGUGAUUAGCUCAAAGGGGAAGGAGAAUGGUGCCUCGAACAACGGGGCUUUUGAUGUGAGCAAACUGCAGAAGCUGAGGUCGAAAGGCGGGAAGAAGACGGAGGCCGCAGUUGGGAAGGCCUCUAAGGUGGUGGAGCCGAAGAAGGUGACGAAAAAAAAUAGGGUUUGGGAUGAUUCGCCUAAGGAGACGAAGCUUGAUUAUACAGAUGGGGCUGGUGAGGAUGUGGAGCAGAACUUGUCGAGUGUGGUGGAAAAUGUUGGGGAGAGUAUGAUGGAUAAAGAGGAUAUUGUUAGCAGUGAUAGCGAGUCUGAGUCUGAGGAGGAGGAGAUGGGAAAGGAUGGUGGGUCGGAUGGGAAGAAGAAGAAAGGGUGGUUUUCGUCAAUGUUCCAGAGUAUUGCUGGGAAAGCAAACUUGGAGAAAUCUGACCUAGAACCAGCUCUCAAAGCUCUCAAGGACAGGCUCAUGACCAAGAAUGUGGCAGAAGAAAUAGCUGAAAAACUUUGUGAUUCAGUAGCUGCAAGUCUUGAGGGCAAGAAGCUAGCCUCUUUUACCAGAAUUUCUUCAACUGUUCAGGCUGCCAUGGAAGAUGCCCUUGUUCGUAUCUUAACUCCAAGGCGCUCCAUUGACAUUCUUAGAGACGUACAUGCUGCCAAGGAGCAAGGAAAACCCUACGUCGUGGUUUUUGUUGGAGUUAAUGGAGUUGGUAAAUCCACCAAUCUUGCUAAGGUUGCUUACUGGCUUCUGCAACACAAUAUCAAUGUCAUGAUGGCUGCUUGCGACACGUUCAGAUCAGGUGCAGUCGAGCAGCUGCGUACUCAUGCACGAAGGCUCCAGAUCCCGAUAUUCGAGAAGGGUUAUGAGAAAGAUCCGGCAGUUGUGGCAAAAGAGGCCAUCCAAGAGGCCGCUCGAAAUGGAUCGGAUGUUGUUCUGGUCGAUACAGCUGGAAGAAUGCAGGAUAAUGACCCAUUGAUGCGAGCUCUGUCGAAGCUUAUAUAUGUAAACAACCCGGACCUGGUUUUGUUUGUGGGUGAGGCACUCGUGGGGAAUGAUGCUGUGGAUCAAUUGUCCAAGUUUAAUCAGAAAUUAGGCGACCUAUCUCCCUCUCCCAAUCCUAGGUUGAUUGAUGGAAUCCUCUUGACCAAAUUCGAUACUAUUGAUGACAAGGUGGGAGCUGCAUUGUCAAUGGUAUACAUAUCGGGAGCUCCUGUAAUGUUUGUUGGGUGCGGGCAGUCUUAUACCGACUUGAAGAAGCUUAACGUCAAGUCUAUAGUGAAGACUCUCCUCAAAUAAGAAAGAUCAUUUUUCGUCUUAGACCUUUGUGUGAAAUUCUGAAUGUUGUUCGUUGGUUUGUGACUGAUCUGUGUGUGAACUGUGAACUUGAACUGUGAACUUCCCCAUCUGUUAUCUUUGCUACUUUGCUGAAUAAAAGUGAAUGGUGUGUUCAACUUUUGUGUGUGUUGUCUAUUGUCAUUUCUUUAAGGAAAUAUGUUUAUAUUUGGCUAUUCUUUAUGAACCUCCUAAAAUCUUACCAUUAUAAUACAUGUCGAAAUGUUUGUUUACUAGCUCUUUUAUUGGAGUAUCAUAAUUUUAGUAGUAGUAAAUAUAUUGCAUUUUACUGCAUAUGUUUUGUGAGACAAUGAAUGAAAAAUAUUGGUGUGUUUAUGCUUGCGUGUUUACAUUUGUAUAGAAUUAAAU
Striga asiatica is the source of this 2649-nucleotide messenger RNA. NCBI's taxonomy places the organism in Eukaryota, Viridiplantae, Streptophyta, Magnoliopsida, Lamiales, Orobanchaceae. The record is from the annotation of a GenBank genome assembly.